Molecule: messenger RNA, 2217 nt
Organism: Linnemannia hyalina
Lineage: Eukaryota; Fungi; Mortierellomycota; Mortierellomycetes; Mortierellales; Mortierellaceae
Source: the annotation of a GenBank genome assembly
AUGGGUCAACUGAAGAAGGAACACAACAGAGUCCAGGCUGCAGGCGGGUCAAACGGCCUCGGAAACGUCAAGGUCAAGGGAGAGAACUUCUACCGUGACGCCAAGGCCGCCAAGCAGGUCCAGCUCCUCAAGGGUGGUCGUGCUACCCGCAACGCCCAGGGCAAGGUCAUCAAGGCCGCCUCCUUCCAGUCCAAGGUCGUCGAGCCCGGUCGUGUCGCCCCCAACCGCAAGUGGUUCGGAAACACCCGUGUCAUCGGCCAGAAGGCCCUCGAGAGCUUCAGGGAGAACCUUGCCGCCAAGGUCAACGAUCCCUUCCAGGUCCUCUUGAGACAGCACAAGCUCCCCAUGUCCCUCCUCCAGGACCCCGUUCACGUCGGCAAGAUGCAUGUGUUGGAGACCGAGCCUUUUAACGACACUUUCGGAAACAAGGCUCAGCGCAAGCGCCCAAAGCUGGCUAUGGGCAAUUUGGAGGAAUUGGCUGCCAAGGUCGAGUCGACUCUCGAGACCUACGAUGAGAAGGCAGAUAAGAACUUGACAGCAAACGUUAUCACAGACUGGAUCGAGGAGGCCAGAGACAGUGUCUUCCAGAAGGGUCAGUCGAAGCGUAUUUGGGGAGAGUUGUACAAGGUUAUCGAUUCCUCGGACGUUGUCAUUCAUGUCUUGGAUGCCCGUGAUCCCCAGGGAACACGUUGCGCCAGUGUCGAGUACCACAUCAAAAAGGAGGCUCGCCACAAGCAGCUGAUCUUUGUUCUUAACAAGUGCGAUCUCGUCCCCACCUGGGUCACCGCCAAAUGGGUCAGGACGCUUUCCAAGGAAUAUCCUACCCUCGCUUUCCACGCCUCGAUCAACAACUCGUUCGGAAAGGGCUCAUUGAUUCAGCUCCUUCGCCAGUUCUCGACACUUCACGCGGACAAGAAGCAGAUCUCGGUCGGUUUCGUCGGUUACCCCAACACUGGAAAGUCUAGCAUCAUCAACACCCUGCGCGGCAAGAAGGUCUGCAACGUCGCCCCUAUCCCCGGAGAGACCAAAGUCUGGCAGUACAUUACUUUGAUGAAGCGUAUCUACUUGAUCGAUUGCCCCGGAGUUGUCCACCCUUCGACCACCGAUACCGAGACAGAUAUUGUCCUCAAGGGAGUUGUCCGUGUUGAGAACAUCAAGCAGCCCGAUGAUUACAUCCCUGAGCUCCUCAAGCGCGUCCGCCCCGAGUACAUUCAGCGCACAUACGAGUUGGACCACUGGGAGGACUCUGUCGACUUUUUAACCCAGCUCGCCAAGCGUACCGGAAAGUUGGUCAAGGGAGGUGAGGCCGAUCUCGGAAGUGUUGCCAAGAUGGUCUUGAACGACUGGUUGCGCGGCAAGAUCCCAUACUUCUGUCCUCCCCCUGAGGGUGACAAGCCCGGUGGAGAGUCGUUGUUCGAGGGAGAGGAGGAUGUCCCCGUCUAUAACAGCAUCGACCCCUCGCUCCCCAACGUCGAGCAGAUCUUCUCCAAGAUCCCUGUCGUGCAAAAGUUCUUGCCUGAUGAUCUUGCCCAGAACGCCGCUUUGCUCGAGGAGGAGAGGAGCAAGAAGGAGAGCAACGCCCCCGAGGGUGUCCUUCCCGAGGAGAUUGAUGAGGACGAUAUCAACAAGACUGACGAUGAGGAUGAGGAUGAGUCGAAGACCGACGCCAAGGUCCGCAAGAGCAAGGCUCAGCUUCGUCAGGAGAAGAAGGCCAAGAAGGAUGCCAAGGCCAAGGCCUCGACUGUCCUCUCUGGCGAGAAGCUCGACUGGGACGAUGUCUUUGCCAACGUUGUUGGUGAGACUGUGGACGCUAUCCCCGGCCAGGCCGCCAAGGACGCCGAGGACGAUGUCGACAGCGAGUUGGAGCUCUCGGACGAGGAGGCUGAGCGCAAGCAGAGGAUCAAGACCCGUGCUGCUGCCAAGCGUACCGCUGCUGCUUCUGGUUUCGAGGUCAAGGGUGCUGCCAAGAAGAAGGCUGUCAACAACAAGAGGAAGCAUGUCGAAGAGACCGAGGAGGUCAAGGAGGUCAAGGAGGUCAAGGAAGAGUCUGCCAAGCCCGUCAAGGAGGCCCGUAUGACCACCAACAAGGGCAAGGUCGGUACCCACUACUACGAGACUGCCAACGUCAAGAACAAGAACCGUAACAAGGUCAAGCCCGAGGAUCCCCACAAGUUGGCCACGAAACUCAGGGACCAGGGCAAGAAGCGUCGUCAGUAA